CGCAGGAAAUCGCAGCAAAAUAAAAAAAAAUUGUUUUCUGGAAACGUCGAGAGCUAGCUAGCUGCAACUCCGUCGCAAUUUCAAUGGCAUCUGCUCACUCCCUCGCCGCCGUUUCUGUUCUCGCUGCGGCCUCCAAGCAAGCCAGCCUUCCUUCUUCUUCUUCUUCUUCCUCUACUCUCCACUCUCUUUCUUCUCUUCGAUCUAAACCUCGCCAGCAGCACCUCUCCCUUCGCAGUGUCGCCCUCAAAGGGGGAGCAAAGGCGCAGGCCAAAGAAGCACAAGGAAACCCAAUUACCGUGGGAGAUGCAUUCAGUAAUGUGAAGCAUAUUCUUCUGCCAGUGAUUGAUCGGAAUCCUUAUCUUUCUGAAGGCACCAGACAGGCUGCUGCUACAACAGCUAGUUUGGCAAACAAGUAUGGAGCUGAUAUCACAGUUGUAGUCAUUGACGAAGAAAAGAGAGAAUCAUCUUCGGAGCAUGAGACUCAAGUAUCCAACAUCCGGUGGCAUUUAUCCCAAGGUGGGUUCGAGGAGUUCAAGCUGUUGGAGAGGCUUGGGGAAGGAAAAAAGGCGACGGCCAUAAUAGGAGAGGUGGCAGAUGAGCUGAGCAUGGAGCUGGUGGUGAUGAGUAUGGAAGCCAUCCACUCUAAGUACAUUGACGCCAAUCUACUCGCUGAGUUCAUCCCCUGCCCCGUCCUCCUCUUGCCCCUGAUGGCUACGACGGCGAGUAGUGCCGCUAAUUCUGCAUCUCGCUUCUCCAUUGAUUCCUCUUUGUCGCGAUCACGUCACAGCGAUUCCUCUCCCUGGUUGAUGCCUGCUGCUGCUUCCCAUGAUGAUCCGGCUCCUUCCCUCUCCCAGGACGAUCCCUUCUUAACCGGAAAUGGCACUUCCGACUACGACAAUGCUGAUCAGAAGCCUCCUGUCUGGAACAUGCCUUCUUCUAAUAGCUCCUCCGAUGUCGGCCCUGUCAUGGGCGCCGCCGAAUCCUGGCCUGCUCUUCGGUCUUCUUCCAACAAGUCUCCCUCUUUCGAUUCUUCCAAACCUUUAUCUGAUGGAUCAUCAUCAUCAUCAUCACCACCAAUGCCGCCUCCCCAGGCUGGUGGAACUCCUUUCAAUUCUACUUCCAACACCAAUGCCAAUGCUGGCUCGAGUGUUGCUGCUACUUCAUCUGAAAACAUUACUGUUAAUAAUAGCCAGAGGAAACCUUUUAGACGGAAUAACAACGCAUCAUCUUCCAGUAGUAACAUCUCCAACCCACCUAAUGCUGCGCCUUUUAACUCCAGAGAUCAGAAUCACAGCCAAAGGGGUGGUUCUUAUGGCUCAGGGAAUUUCCGUAAUUCUCAGAGGAAUCGCAACAACAGCUCUUACCCUCGUGUGGAAGGUCUUCACCAUGGAAACAGGCGCAAUUAUGAGAGCGGGUUUUCUCACCGUAACUAUAGUGGGAGAGACAUGCACUUGCAACCGCAGAGGGGUAUUGGGAUGAUGAGACCGCAGAUGCUGAUGGGGCCACCAUCUUUUCCUGCCAGUAGUGCGCAAUAUAUGGCAGCGCUUCAAUUAGGUUCAUAUGGUGGCCCCAUGAUCUUCCCAGAUUAUGCACAGCCUGUCUUUAUGCCACAUACUGAUCCAGACCCGAUGGCUUUAGUUGGACCCUUCCCACCUCUACCCAUGUAUUUUCCCAGUUAUGAUGCCAUGUUGUACAAUAAGAUAUUGACACAAGUAGAAUAUUAUUUCAGUGCUGAUAACCUGAGCAGAGAUAAACACUUGCGGUAUCAGAUGAAUGAUGAAGGUUGGGUUUCUGUUAGAGUAAUAGCAGGGUUCAGGAGACUUGCAGAACUGACCAACAACAUCCAGACUAUAUUGGAAGCACUAAAAAGUUCAGAAGUCGUGGAAAUUAAGGGUGAAACAUUAAGGAGGCGAGGAGAUUGGGACAAGUAUUUAUUGCCACGUGAGCCUUCAAAGUCCGGUCCAGCAGUGGGGGCUGCUAGCAACAAUGCCUCACUGGUGUCUCAACUUGAGAGCAUGACUCUAUCAGAGAGGAGCAGAGAGGGAGAGGUGGAGAUAAAAGUGAAGAUGGACUGCGAAGGAUGCGAGAGACGGGUGAGGAAGUCGGUGGAAGGCAUGAAAGGAGUCAGCAACGUCACCGUCGAUCCUAAACAGAGCAAACUCACGGUGGAGGGAUUCGUCCAACCGAGCAAGGUGGUGCAUCGGGUGAUGCAUCGGACGGGGAAGAAGGCGGAGCUGUGGCCUUACGUGCCUUACGAGGUGGUGCCACACCCUUACGCACCUGGUGCCUACGACAAGAAGGCCCCUCCUGGUUACGUUCGUAAUGCACUCGCCGACCCUCUGGUGGCUCCGCUUGCUCGUGCCAGUUCCUUCGAGGUCAAAUACACUUCUGCUUUCAGCGAUGAAAAUCCCAACGCUUGUACCAUCAUGUGAUCAAGUCUUGUCAAUUUAUAGUUAACGACACAUGUGAGUGUGCGCGUGAGUGUGUUUGUAUCAGUAUAUAUACACUUUAAGUAACUCUGAAUGUUGUAUGUAUGAGUCAUCUAAAUUCCACUGAAAUUAAAAGGGAGAAACAGAAGAAUAAAGAGGUGAUGAGAUG
Messenger RNA from Arabidopsis arenosa, 2598 nucleotides. NCBI's taxonomy places the organism in Eukaryota, Viridiplantae, Streptophyta, Magnoliopsida, Brassicales, Brassicaceae. The record is from the annotation of a GenBank genome assembly.